Molecule: messenger RNA, 2795 nt
Organism: Spinacia oleracea (spinach)
Lineage: Eukaryota; Viridiplantae; Streptophyta; Magnoliopsida; Caryophyllales; Amaranthaceae
Product: phosphoinositide phosphatase SAC2-like
Exons: 15
Coding region: 203-2266 (687 amino acids)
Biological process (GO): phosphatidylinositol dephosphorylation
Cellular component (GO): intracellular membrane-bounded organelle
Molecular function (GO): phosphatidylinositol-3,5-bisphosphate 5-phosphatase activity
Source: RefSeq, a predicted model, not a curated record
UGUUUUUUUUUAUUUUUUUUAAUUUCUUUUAGGGGUCAAGUAUAAAACCGGAAGGUUUUCAAUUUUAAUUUUGGUGGGCGGCCUCUCUUUCUUCACUCAAACUUUUCUUUGAUUUCUUCUUCUCUUUCUCUCUCCUCUCCAGACGCUCAUCGUUCAUUCUCUGCUUUGAACCUUCAAUCCAACAUCUCCUUUCCGCAGAGCAAUGGUUGAAUUAGAGAGGAGUGAAGAAGCCGUGAAUCACAAGUUUCUGCCAAGGGAAGAAAUCGGGUUAGAGAAUGAUAAGAAUAAUAAUGAUUACAACGACCUAAUCCGAGAACAAGGAGAAUGCAGCAGCAGCAGCUCUCCUUCUUAUUAUUUGGACAAAUUUACCCUUUACGAAACCCUAGCCGAUUUCUACAUGAUUGGAAGAGAUGCAGAAGGAAAGAAUUGGAGAGUGAUGAAAAUUGGCAGGUCCAAGCCUUCUGAGCUUGAUUUCUAUGAAUAUCCCACAACUUAUGCAUAUGAAGAAUGUCAAACUUUAUUGCGCAACAUCCAUGAAAAUAACUUAUUGACAGGUGGACUUAAAAUUGUUGCUAAUUGCUACGGCAUUAUAGGUUUCAUCAAAUUUGUGAAAUCUUACUAUAUACUUCUCGUUACUGAGAGAGGUGAUAGUGGGAAGAUGUACGGUCAUCAAUUCUAUUCCGUCGUUAAAUACAAGAUGAUCCCUAUCUGUCAUACUACUGCCUUAAAAUACAUGUAUAAUUCUACAAAAGAGAAUAGGUACAAGAAACUUUUGCAGUUGCUUGAUUUGAGGGAUAACUUCUUCUUCAGUUAUACGUACCCUCUUAUGCAUAGGUUACAACAUAACCUAAGCAACCAGGAUACAGAACAAUCAUGUGAUAAAACAAUGUUCGUGUGGAAUGAGUAUCUAACUCUUCCCAUUCGUGACUGUCUCAAGUCUACUCUUUGGACAGUUGCACUAAUACAUGGCUUCGUCAAACAGGUCCAGCUAUCCACUGGUGGAAACAAUUUCUUCUUAACCCUUAUUGCAAGACGGUCAUGCCGGUUUGCUGGAACCAGGUAUGAGAAAAGGGGUAUCAACAAAGACGGACAAGCUGCAAACGAUGUUGAGAUUGAGCAGAUUGUAUGGCAAGAUAUUGAUGGUAAAUGCCCAACUGAAAUCACUUCAGUUGUGCAAAAUCGGGCUUCAAUACCACUUUUCUGGUCACAGAAACCUUCUUCGUUUUUUAAUCUUAAGCCCGAUAUUCUACUUUCUGAAGACAACGGCUGUUAUGAGGCAACACGGCUUCAUUUCCAAAACCUUCAACUUAGAUAUGGAAUGCCAAUAGUUAUACUGAAUCUGGUUAAGACAUCCAAAAAGAAGCACCGCGAAUAUAUUCUGCAUCAAGAAUUCCAGAAAGCAGUUGAUUCCAUUAAGAAAGACUUGCCUGAGGAAGAUCAGUUGGAGUUUUUGAGCUUAGACCUUGAUGCAGUCUUCCAAAACCAGGAUGCUGAUGAAGUUAUAGAAGUAAAACAUAUGGCUGUAGCUGCAUUGGAGAAAACUGGAAUCUUUUCUUGUCAAAUGCCUCAAUCUAUCAACUUCAAGGCAUCAUCUGACUUGUCAUACACCUGGGUCAACUCUAGUGAUAGCAACAGUAGUUGUAAGGAGCAGAAAGGGAUCCUAAGAUCGAAUUGCCUCGAUUCUUUGGACCGCACUAAUUUUGCUCAAUUUGUUUAUGGCAUGGUUUCUCUUGGUCUUCAACUCCAUACUUUAGGAAUAACUGAAUCCAAAGAAUUGGACUGUCAAAACCCUUUAGCAUUUGACCUGAUGAACCUUUAUCAGGCCAUGGGUGAUGCCCUUUCACAGCAAUAUGCUGGAUCUCCAGCCCACCAUAAGAUAUUCUCCAAGAUCAGGGGUCAAUACAAAAUGGCAACACAGUUUCAGGAGUUCAUGAAAAGCAUUCAACGUCACUGCAGCAAUUCUUUCACGGAUAUCUCUAAGCAACAGGCUAUCGACAUAUUCCUUGGACAUUGUCAACCAGAAUCUGAUAGUGGUGAAUUGACACCCCGAAGAAACAAUUUAUAUCAGGGGCACAAGUGUGGAUGGAUAAACUCUAUCUACUUGAAUAACUUAACCAGGUGUAAUAUAUGUAUCUAUUCUGGGUUCGAAAGGCUAUGGUUAGAAAGCGAUGACUCUGGUCCCCUGCACUUAACAGAACGAUCUGGAAGUUCUCAGCAUCAGUCACAAGAAGGGUUCCCUAUGGUGGACUUUUCUGCUGGCUCAUAAUGUGUCAAUAAUCUUACCCUUUUGUGGCCUCCUAAGUUUGUCAGUUCUGCAGAAGGGAAGGGAAGGGAAGGGAAGGGAAGGGAAGUUUUGACCUGGUAGGCUAAAGACUAAAAUGUUUUUCAAGUGUGGAGUACUAUUUAUCUUUUGCUGGUGUCUUUAUACUCUGAUUCCGAAUGAACAGUUUUGUUGGGGUUCUGCAACAUGGCCAUCUUGCCAUCAGAACUAGGACACACUUUAUAUCAGGGGCACAAGUGUGGAUUUCCUGUUAUAGAUCGAUUUCCAUUAUAGAUGUAUAAUUAGCGUAUACUAGGACACAUAUUCUGAUAUCAAUCUAUUCAAUCCCCAUCUGCAUUACUAAAGCCCUAACAAAUCUAGAUGCUAAGAUCCUGAGACGAACACUGAUUAAUAAGAGACAUAUUCAAGGCUUUACAUCAAGUUAAAGGAAAAAAAGGCAUGAUUUCCAAUAAUAUCAAAGACAGGAAAGACUCUUAAUUGAAAGGUGUUACCAGCAUACGAACAUACCUUUGGC